Messenger RNA from Rhizopus microsporus ATCC 52813, 696 nucleotides. RefSeq lists its product as uncharacterized. The transcript is spliced from 2 exons. NCBI's taxonomy places the organism in Eukaryota, Fungi, Mucoromycota, Mucoromycetes, Mucorales, Rhizopodaceae. The coding region runs from base 1 to 696 and encodes 231 amino acids. The record is from RefSeq and is a predicted model, not a curated record.
AUGACAGGGAAAUCUAAUUGGCCUGCUCACAUUGAGGACGAAGGCUUGGCUGGUGCUUUCAUCGAAGCUAUUCGGAAACGAAAGGAAAAUGAUAAAAUGAGGCCACCUGAGAGCAGAUACCAUCCUGCAUUUUAUGCAUCUUCUGAAAAAGACGAUUGCCACCGAAUCAUUGUGACCAAUGCAUCACUUCCAUCAAAGUACUCAUACCAGCAUAAAGGUACAGAUGUUCUCUUGCUGCCAGAUAAUGUCAUCUUUUCCAACAUUACGCCUAGAAGAGUGAAUGCCUUGUUGGACUAUAUCUUUGGUAAGCCAUGUUCUCAAGCAUUCUCAGUAUAUCCUUGCCCAUACUCAAGCCUUGUAUUGGUUUGUGGACAUGGGAAUAAGGAUCGACGAUGUGGUACGAUAGGGCCAAUGCUUCAAAAAUCAUUACAGCAGGCAGCUAGCCAGGAUGAAGAAGGGAAUCAUGUGCAGAUUGCGCUGUCAAGUCACUUGGGAGGUCAUGCGUUUGCAGGUAACGUGGUUAUUUAUACACACCAUGGACAACGAGCCAUUUGGUAUGGAAGAGUGACGCCAUGCUACUGUAAAGACAUUGUAGAUAACACCUUGGAGGAUAAUAAAGUGAUUGAGGAUCUUGUUCGAGGUAUAUUUGAAGUUCGAUCUAAACCAAGUAAAUGCCACAAAGCGUUGGAGUGGUGA